AUGCACAGUCGGUCUUCGCGAUUCAAAAAGUCGGACACGCCGAUCUAUACCGCACAAUCGCGCGAGCAGAGGGCCACACAAGGCGUCACAAGACAGGCAAUCGACUUCCCGAAGAAGGUUGUCACCUCGUGGCCAUCUCAUGGCAGUCACGUUCAAGCCAAGUUGAAGCUCCAAGCUGCGGAGUUCGCACUCGCAGCCUCCCUCCCCGACGAACCUUGUAUGCGACAACAACGAUGGAGGAAUGUCUCGGUGAAGGGAUGGACCAACGUCACUCAGUGGUGCGUCAGGCCUGUUCGCACCAAGUAUCUCAUCCUCGCGUAG
This is a messenger RNA of Schizophyllum commune H4-8, 321 nucleotides long. RefSeq lists its product as uncharacterized. Lineage: Eukaryota; Fungi; Basidiomycota; Agaricomycetes; Agaricales; Schizophyllaceae. The transcript has 2 exons. The record is from RefSeq and is a predicted model, not a curated record. The coding region runs from base 1 to 321 and encodes 106 amino acids.